Messenger RNA from Rhizoctonia solani, 531 nucleotides. RefSeq lists its product as uncharacterized. The record is from RefSeq and is a predicted model, not a curated record. The coding region runs from base 1 to 531 and encodes 176 amino acids. Lineage: Eukaryota; Fungi; Basidiomycota; Agaricomycetes; Cantharellales; Ceratobasidiaceae. The transcript is spliced from 4 exons.
AUGCUCUCUCUACGACUUUUUGCCGCCGCCGCCUUGUUUGCGUUUGCUCAAGGUCAGAUUACAUCAACCGAUCCGAAUGGAAAUACUGUCAUUGUGUCGAUCUCUACCGACCUGGUUGGAGGUACCACACCAAUAGUGGUGAGCACAGUAGCACCGGCCCCCGCAGUUCCUACAGUCACCACCCCAGUGGCUACCCAGCCCCCAACUACUCAGAAUGUAGCACCCACCACUACUCCGCGUGUUGUUGGUCAGCCAGCACCCACACUUGCUUCACCCGAACCAACGAUCUAUACUUAUACCACAGUGGACGCCAGUGGGAAUACCCAAACGUUUGUAGAUACCUACACCCCCACCUAUGACGUUACAACUGUUCCGUUCUCGGCACCCGCCGGAACCAUCCUUCCAUACGGCGAGUACACGUCCAUGUAUGGUGGUUCGGGAACUGGCAAUCAACUCAAUAGCGCUGGUCGAUUAUGGGCGGGUGCCAGUGCGUUGAUUGGUGCCGUUACAGGGCUGGCUCUGGUGUUCUAG